AUGCACAAGUCGAUCAUAAAGGGUAAAAAAGCGAUCGAGGAAGAUCUUAAAUCAAACGUGCCACCAAACCCACCAUUGUUGGUCACCUACAAUGAAAGCGUGCAUGAUGGAAAAUGGAUUAGUAAAGAGACAACUAGAUUAGUUGUUUUGUAUGGUAUUGGUUUACAGUUGACAUUAGUAGUCAUGGAUUUAAAUUAG
Molecule: messenger RNA, 198 nt
Organism: Cavenderia fasciculata
Lineage: Eukaryota; Evosea; Eumycetozoa; Acytosteliales; Cavenderiaceae
Exons: 3
Coding region: 1-198 (65 amino acids)
Source: RefSeq, a predicted model, not a curated record